GGCCACUGACCGCAAAUAAAACUGCCUAUUUGAUUUGUUGCGUUUGUCACCAAAGACAUCUAAAUUAUUUGGGACAAAAUAAGAUAUUUAUAAGUAAAAUCCGGAAGAUCCGUAUCUGUAAGUUGUAACAACAGAGAAGCCAUGGAGGAACCCAAAGCACCGCCGGCAAGGGAAAGAAGAGGAAGCUUGUUUGAGGUCAAGUCCUCAAAACCCAAGAUAUGUGGGUCCAGUGUGAUGACCAUGGCCGUCCAGCCGGAGUCAAGUUACGAGGACGUCAGUUUCAGAAGACCACCACUGAAAAUGGAGUACGAGAACACUUACAAAACGGCUCCCGACGUUCGAUUUCAGGUAGGUAAAGUGAAGACCAUAAUUGAUGAAUCCUUGGCCAUGCUGGAGAAGGAGGAGUAUGAGGUGUACCACUGUCGGGAACUGGCCAAACAUCUGUCACAGGAGAUCAAGGACAAGGUGAAGGAAAUAGGGAUGAGCCGUCACAAGAUCAUCUCCUGGGUCACCAUUGGUCAGAAGUGCGACCAAAGCAUGCGCAUUGGCAGCAGGUGCCUGUGGGACGACGGAAAUGACAACUUCGCCUGGGGAGAGUUUGAAAAUCCGUCUCUGCAUGCAACCGCCAUUGUUUACGGCAUUUACCAGGACUAGGCUAAAUCUGGCUUUUGUUACUGAAAGUUUCCCGAGAAUGUUGUGGAAUUAACAUUGAAAAUAACACUUGAGACAAGGAAGAUGACACAUUUUAGUGUUUUCCACCAGAUCCUUGAAAAUUUUAUUCUGCAGACAUAGGGCUGUACAGGAUAUGAAAAUACAUGUUUCAGUUUUUGCUAGUCUAUAUUAAAAAUCUACGGACAUUUGAUGUUAUUUCAUACAGUUGGAAGACAUAAUUCAAAUCUUGGGUAAAAUUUAUUUUAAAAAAAUUGGAUCAGAAAAUUAAUUUGUACAUAUAUUUUUGUUCAUUUUGAAAAUAUAGAGUUUGUUCCUUCA
Messenger RNA from Branchiostoma floridae (Florida lancelet), 990 nucleotides. RefSeq names its product tctex1 domain-containing protein 1-like. Gene Ontology annotation, molecular function: dynein intermediate chain binding. The transcript is spliced from 4 exons. Gene Ontology annotation, cellular component: cytoplasmic dynein complex; cytoplasm. NCBI's taxonomy places the organism in Eukaryota, Metazoa, Chordata, Leptocardii, Amphioxiformes, Branchiostomatidae. Gene Ontology annotation, biological process: microtubule-based movement. The record is from RefSeq and is a predicted model, not a curated record. The coding region runs from base 142 to 654 and encodes 170 amino acids.